Messenger RNA from Prunus armeniaca (apricot), 597 nucleotides. Lineage: Eukaryota; Viridiplantae; Streptophyta; Magnoliopsida; Rosales; Rosaceae. The record is from the annotation of a GenBank genome assembly.
AUGAGUAUGAUAUCGAGCGUAUUUAAUAGUAUUCAUAAAUUAAUUAGGUGGUCCUUGAUCGCUGGAAGAAUUCCGGGGCGGACAGACAAUGAGAUCAAGAAUUACUGGAACACCCAUUUAAACAAGAGAUCAUCCUCCGAUCAAGAACUACUGGAACACCAUAAACCUAGUAUUAAUCCGAAAAAUCAACAUAAUGAGAAAGGGUUAAUACCAUCAGAUCAGUCUCACAAGGCUAAGGCGAUUAGACCAAAACAUUUCAAGUGCACAAAGGUUGAUGUGGGCAUCCCAUCGCAUCUUCAAGAUGACCAAGAUCAUCAAAUCAUGGUUGACACAACAAAUAAUAUUAAUUCUGUUAGCUCAUCAGUUCCUGCUGGUUCUUCAUCCAAUGACCUGUUCAUAUUAGACUUGCUAAACAGUACGGAAAUCCAGCAAGCCCAAAUGAAGGAAUGGCAAGUGGCUAUGGUGGAGAAUUAUUGGAGGGGUAGCCCUAUCAUUGCUGAUGUCGAUCCAUUUGAACCUAAUAUUGAUGGAGAGGUAGCGUUCAAUGCACUUUCAUCUUUUAUGAACAUUGAAGAUUAUCAAUAUUGGAUUAAUUAG